Echinococcus granulosus is the source of this 873-nucleotide messenger RNA. Its product is annotated as Tetraspanin-7. The record is from RefSeq and is a predicted model, not a curated record. Gene Ontology annotation, cellular component: membrane. NCBI's taxonomy places the organism in Eukaryota, Metazoa, Platyhelminthes, Cestoda, Cyclophyllidea, Taeniidae. The transcript has 9 exons. The coding region runs from base 1 to 873 and encodes 290 amino acids.
AUGCCUAAGAGGGAUCACAUGUGUGCAAUUUACAUGACAAGCUCACUAACCAAUGAUACCGGUCCCAAGAUGCCAUGUAUAUCCAUCAUCGCUAAUCCAGUGAGUCGACGAAGUAUGGGCUGUGUUAUUUCCUGUGGCUUGAAGCUCGUCCUUCAAAUCUUCAAUACCGUCCUUUGCGUGGCAUUCUUGGCCGUUGCAGUGUUUGGUAUUAUUUUGAAAUCUUCAAAAAGCUUUGUUCAAAAGAUUUUGGAAAAGAUUUUCCAGCAUGAUUCAAGUUCAAACAAUGAGGAUCUCGAGCGGUUUGCAAACUUCAUCAUUGAAAACGCAGGUGGCAUCGCCAUAGUUCUCAUUGUGGUUGGAUUGGCGCUAGCAGCACUCUGUCUAAUCGGAUGCAUUGCUUCGUGCUGUGGAUGCGGUAUACUACUGAAGAUUUACGCCGUCAUUCUGAUUAUUCUACUCGUUGUACAAAUAAUCGCUGUGGCAGUAAUCUUCUCCGAUCCCAACAGAACUAGUGGUUGGCUUGUCAGUUCAUUGGAAACGCUUCUCGAGUCAUACGGCGAGCAAGACGCCAAAGGCAGCAUGUCAAAAGCUGUCUGGAAUUUGUUAAUGGGGCUGGAAGAGCCGUUCUGCUGCGGCAUGAAUGGAUACAAGGAUUUCCCUAAUUUAGCCACCAAUUUGCCACCACAGUGUUGCGGUACGGCUUCUGGGAAUUGUGAUUCUAAAGCAGCAGCAACUGCUAAGGUGAAGGGAUGCGAAAAAAAAAUUGUCCAAUUUACCACAGAUAAUAUGAAGAUUUUAAUGUAUGUUUCCAUUGGCGCGAUUCUGUUUCAGGCCGCUCUCAUCGUAAUUGUGAUGCUGGUGAUUUGCUUGUGA